Messenger RNA from Ipomoea nil (Japanese morning glory), 912 nucleotides. RefSeq lists its product as uncharacterized. Lineage: Eukaryota; Viridiplantae; Streptophyta; Magnoliopsida; Solanales; Convolvulaceae. The transcript has a single exon. The coding region runs from base 1 to 912 and encodes 303 amino acids. The record is from RefSeq and is a predicted model, not a curated record.
AUGGCCAAUAAAAGGGCUAACACGGAGCAGGCCAUGAAGCAUAAGCGACAACGCGAAGUCGGAGGAUCCGUCGGUGGAAAGAGGACCCGCGCGGAAACCAAGGAAAGGCGCCCGAAAGGGGCUCGGCGACCCGAGGCUAGGCGUCCCUAUGACAAGCCUAUGAUCCAUCCUUAUAGAACGGUUCCUCAGCACCCGGUACAUGAGGUUCAAGCGGUCGCUCCGCCUCCGCCCCCGCCGAUCGACGAGCAUGUGGCGAGUGAAGAGACAGGUAAGAACUCUAAGUACUGUCGCUAUCAUAAGUCUUACACUCAUAGUACGGAAGAGUGCUUCUACUUGAAAAAGGUCAUGGAAGGAAUCAUCCAGCAAGGGACCCCGCCUCCUAAUCAGUGGAGGCGAAGGUUAGUAGCACGAGAGGACAAUGAUCCCGCAGUCGCCGCCAAGAGUAGCCGCGGCAAGUGGUCGGCCACUGAGGAGGACAAGGCCCAGUGGCGUCAAAAGCCAGUUAUUAACAUGAUAGUCGGCAAACCGGAGGGCGGCGACUCAGUGAAUACCAGAAAGGCCUGGGCUCGACAACUAUACGUCGGGACAGUAUAUGGGCGUGAAGAAAGCUCGAAGAAAGUGUGCCGAGAGCCGAUCACGUUCACUGACAAAGAUUUGCCCACGGGAGAGACACCGCAUCGAGAUGUGCUGGUCAUAGCGAUGGACGUAAACGGAGUGGUCGUUCGACGAAUCCUGGUCGACACCGGAAGCAGUGUUAACGUGCUAUACCUCGAGACUUUCACAAAGAUGGGAUUAACUCGAGAACAACUGAAUCCAGUCAAGACACCACUCGCCGGUUUCACGGGAGACUUAGUGGAAGCAGAGGGGUCCAUCACCCUGCCGGUGGAGGUCGGCAGCUAUCCCGACAUAUAG